Cetraspora pellucida is the source of this 2529-nucleotide messenger RNA. The record is from the annotation of a GenBank genome assembly. NCBI's taxonomy places the organism in Eukaryota, Fungi, Glomeromycota, Glomeromycetes, Diversisporales, Gigasporaceae.
AUGACGUCUUCUAACCCUUCUAAGCGUCCACGCUUAUCUGAAGUGGCCCAAAGUGACUCUCAUCUAGAAGAGAACCAUCAGCAUUUACAACUUCAUUCUCAACAAUUUCAAGUAAACAACUUACAAAAUAACAUUCCAAAACAAUUAUAUCAACACAAUCCGGUUAUUGUUAAUUUUCCCUCUCCUCAACAACAAUCCUUCCCAACUUCUUCAGAUAAUAUGGAUUCUUUAUUACCAUCUUCUGACCUUGAUAACAAACAUGAAGAGCCUUUGACUAAACAUGAUUUACAACGACUUGAAAAAGUCAUCGAUUUGAUGUUUCCAGAUAAAUCUGCUGCUGCAAAAGAAGCUGCCACAAAGCUUUUAAAUUCUUCAACCAUUCAAAUUCAGUCAUCUUCCUCAAGAGAUGAUAAUACAACUUCUGUUGUUCUCGACUUUCCGAUCAUCCCUGAGCAAGCUACUGAGACAGAGCAGAUAAUGUCUCCAUUGGGUUAUCUGCUAAACCAUACCUAUCCUAAUUCUAUAGUUGAAUUAGUUAGCAAACUUAACAAGAUGUCUAUAAAUCCUGCAAAUUUGGACUUUUUUAAUCCAAAUUCUAACCCUUCAUUCACUCCUACAAAUAAUCCUCCUUUCACUGACCCUUCUGCUAAAUCGUCAGGCCCUCCAACAAAAGAAUUAUGUAAACAAUUAAUAAACGAUUAUUUUACCAAAUUUAAUAUUAUCAUUCCUAUCCUUAAUCGUAGAAAAUUCAUGAAUCAUUUUGGUGAUAAAACAAAACAUUCCGAAUUGCUUGUCAACGCAACUUUAGCCGCUGCUGCAGCAAGAUAUUCUGAUGAUCCUUCAAUUCGAAAAACUCCCAAUAAACCAGGUGGCGUGUUUUUCGACUCCGCAAAGAGGUUAUUAGAUUUGGUGUACGAUACACCAAGGCUAGAAACUGUUCAAUCAUUAAUUCUCUUAUCACAUGCAGAGGUCAGUGUGUCACGUAUGAAUAGUGCGUCUAUGUUUCUUGGUAUGGCUGUACAAAUGGCCCAUGCUUUACAUCUUGAACGCGAUGAUAUUUCUUUACCUUUAGAAGAAGAUGAAGAGAGACGAAGAGUGUUCUAUUGUAUUUAUUGUUGUGAGAGAUGGGCAUCAUUCAUAUUGGGCAAACCUUCGUGUAUUGAUGACACAAAUAUUAAUGUUCCUUUACCUACAAUGAUGUCAUUCAACAUUUUAACAAGGAGUUUCUUCAUAGCAUGGAUAAAGUUAUCACGUAUACUUGGCCAAAUUUGGAAAUUUGGUUAUUCUUCUCAACCAAAAGCAUUUCGUGCUAAUUGGUUGGAUCAUGCAACUGAUCAAAAAAGCUUGUUAAGACAAAUACGUUCGACAUUAGCAAAAUGGCUAAAAGAAUUACCUGAUGAAUUACAAUAUCAAUAUUUAAUUAAUAAUGACCAACAAGGUCACAUACAAUUAACUACUUUUUCUACUUUUGCUGCUCAGGCAUAUCGUGAUCCAAAAAUUGAAAAGCGUAAACAGGGUCCAAAUGGUCCAAUUAAAACGUGUAUUACCGCGGCAUUAACAAUUACCGACAUUUCUAAAACAACUCAGAAAUAUAACAAAGAAGCAUUCUGCACCUUUCAAUAUCCUAUCUAUGGUUUAUUGCAAUCAACUAUACUAGAAUUAGAUAUUGCGAAUGGGAAUCGAGGGUAUGAAUCAGGUGCUAAAAGGUUCAUAAACGAUUCAAUUGAAGAAUUAAGAUUUGCCGCUGAAAAUUCUAAAUUUACUUUUCUCCAAGAAAUGGUUAAAGAAUUAGAAGGUGUAAUGAUGAUAGCUAAUGGAAGAUCUUCUGAUAUUGUAAUUCCAUUUCCUAUUGUUUUGCAAAUGUUGGAAUCUCGAAGUAGUUGUGGUCUAUCAAAUAGUAAUAAUAAUUUCGCUAAUAAUGGAUGUGUAAACUUUGGUAAACCCUUUGGUUUGUCAAAACCCUCAAAUAAUUACAAGUCUCCUGGUUCUGUAUCAUCCAACUUAUCAGAUGAUGAUUCAAAAAUGGUUGAACCGCCAAAAGUUGAAUAUACUUCAACUGAGCAAACACCUGAACAUCCAGCUAUUAACAGAUCGCCACCAGUAACAUUAUUAACUGAAACUAAUAGAUCACCUUCAGUAAAUUUACUGACUGAAAAAUUAGCACCUGCGUCUAUGUCAUCACCAAUAAAUUAUCACCAGCAACAUCCUCCCACGACACAUCAACAACAAACAAAUCCUGAUGUGUAUAUGAUGUCACCUGAUUAUCAAGACCAAACAUCAUUACAAUUUAAUCAACCUCAAUCUAACAUUGGACAUCAUAUCUUAUCUAAUCCAACUGCUCCGUGGGAUCAACCUCCAUUCUUUAUGGAUAGUGAAAUAUAUGGUUUUGUAAACGCUCAUAAUUACAUGUUGGGUGUUUCACAAAUAACGGAUAAUUCUUCGGAAACAAAUGGCAGUUUAAUCGACGAUUUGACAGGAUUAUAUUCAAUUAUGAAAGAUGUCGAUGGAACCAAUUCUACCUCUCUGUAA